GUGUCAUUCAGGAAACCGUGAGACAACACAUUCCUCAAUCAAAUCAAAUACCCAAAUAUCCCAAAUACCUUCUUCGUCUCCAAAACCCUAAUUUCCCAAACAACUCUCCAAUGGCGGCAAUCAGUUUACGUAAGGGAAACACAAGGCUCCCACCGGAAGUAAACCGAGUCCUCUACGUCCGCAACCUGCCAUUCAACAUCACAUCGGAGGAGAUGUACGAUAUAUUCGGAAAAUACGGUGCAAUUCGUCAAAUACGAAUCGGAACCAACAAGGAUACUCGCGGCACUGCCUUCGUCGUCUACGAAGACAUAUACGAUGCGAAAACUGCUGUGGAUCAUCUCUCUGGGUUCAACGUUGCGAAUCGGUACCUGAUUGUGUUGUAUUAUCAGCACGCGAAGAUGAGUAAGAAGUUUGAUCAGAAGAAGAAGGAAGAGGAGCUUACGAAGCUUCAGGAGAAGUAUGGUGUUACUGCUAAGGAUUUGAAGUGAGUUUAAUGUUUUAGGGCUUCUAAUUGUGAGUUUUAUACUAUCCUUUGGUGAUUAUGUUUGUAAGAUUAUGAAUAGUAUGAAUUUUAAUGCUUCAAUCUUCUUAUAAAUGUAAGGUUUAUUGUUGUUGAUUGAUU
Messenger RNA from Helianthus annuus (common sunflower), 622 nucleotides. RefSeq names its product splicing factor 3B subunit 6-like protein. Lineage: Eukaryota; Viridiplantae; Streptophyta; Magnoliopsida; Asterales; Asteraceae. Gene Ontology annotation, biological process: mRNA splicing, via spliceosome. Gene Ontology annotation, cellular component: U2 snRNP; precatalytic spliceosome; catalytic step 2 spliceosome. The record is from RefSeq and is a predicted model, not a curated record. Gene Ontology annotation, molecular function: RNA binding. The coding region runs from base 111 to 488 and encodes 125 amino acids. The transcript has a single exon.